GCGCGACUGCUCCCGGGCGCGUUCGCACUCCAGCGCACGCAGCCGGCGCCGGGAGCAGGAGCAGGGAGAGCACCUCCGGCUCCGCCGGCCGGAGCACCUGGACACCUGGCCCUGCUCGGAUCUGCCUGUACCCGUCGAAGGAGCAGUGGGGUGGGUGGGGAGAGCUGUGCCCCGCAGGGCCAGCGCAGACACUGACCUAGCCCAACCUCUUUUUUUUUUUCUUUUUUUUUUUUUUUUUUUUUUUCUCCCCCUCCCUAUUUUUUCCACUAUAUUAUUUUACCAGCUCCAAUUUAGCCCAGGAUCUUUUAACUGCUGCCAGCGGUGGAGCACAGAUCGGGAAUAGGCAUAUAGACUAGGUAGAAUUUAAUCUGGAAGGUUAAGAUUACAACGGUCUUAAAACAAUGGCAACUGGACAAUAGCAUUACCGUAUCUUCAAAUAGGACGAAGGAUAUUUUCCUCCCCUGUUCCCAAGAUCCUCCUCCUGAGCGACCACCAUGGGAAGUAAAACCCUGCCAGCCCCAGUGCCUAUCCAUCCUUCCCUCCAACUUACCAACUACUCCUUCCUGCAAGCAUUCAACGGGCUGCCCGCUGUGCCCUCCGACCACCUCUCCAACCUCUACGGCUUCAGUGCCCUGCACGCUGUGCACCUGCACCAGUGGACUCUGGGGUACCCGGCCAUGCACCUGCCCCGCUCCUCCUUCUCCAAAGUGCCCAGCGUCUCAAGCCUGGUGGAUGCACGAUUCCAGCUGCCGACCUUCCCACUCUUUCCACAUGUCAUCCAGCCCAAGCAAGAGGCUACCAAUGUGACCCUCAAAGCCAAACCUCGCUUUGACUUUGCCAAUUUAGCAGUGGCUGCCACACAAGAGGACCACUCUAAACUGGGACAGGCAGACAGUCAGGGCUCACCCACAGGGCUGGGGUCUUUGCUUGAGGUGACUAAACUCUCUCCAGAGAAGAAACCAACACGGGGAAGGUUACCGUCCAAAACCAAGAAGGAGUUUGUGUGUAAAUUCUGUGGCAGGCACUUCACUAAGUCCUACAACCUUUUGAUCCAUGAAAGAACCCACACAGAUGAACGGCCCUACACAUGUGACAUUUGUCACAAGGCCUUCCGAAGACAGGAUCACCUGAGGGAUCACAGAUAUAUCCAUUCUAAAGAAAAGCCUUUUAAGUGUCAAGAAUGUGGGAAAGGAUUUUGCCAGUCCAGAACACUAGCGGUCCACAAGACACUGCACACGCAAGUAAAGGAACUGAAACCUGCCAAACUUAAGUGUUGAAUAUCAAGCUUCUACGAACUUUUCUUUCCCUUCAGACUUUACACCAAACCCAGAGGAGAAACAAAACUUUCAGGAUGGGAGCACUGGAUUUUGUGCUUUGUUAUUGUUUGUACUUUAAAAAGGGCAAAAUCUGCACCCCUGCAAUCCCCCAUCCAAGCAAUUAACUUCCUAAGUCAUGGGUGAAAAGAUUAUUUUGCAUUUAAAAUAUACAUGAAUGAUACAGAGAGUGCUAGCUGACUUCUGUGGCUUUGAUAAACUUUAUACCAAAAGGUGGUGCUCACGUGUUGGACAGGAAUCUCUCUCAAGCCAAACAAAACCCCAUAAGACACCCCUUCCCACUCCCUCUCCCCCCAAAAAACCCCAAAAUCAUAGCUUCCAAAAGUAUUACUUAAAAAAAUCCAACCUCUUAUUUUAUACUUUUUUUUUUUUUUGACUGUAUAAAGCUUCUUAUUUUUACACUUCAGGAAAUACAGAGAAUUCCAGAAGACAAUUAAGAACUGAAACGGUGGUUUCUCAUCACAGCACCAUUAGGACAAGCAGAAGGGCCACUUGCAAAUCGCAUUUGCUGGUUUGUUUUCAGAAAAGGAGAAGAAAAUUAAUGUUUGGAAAUGACCUAAGUCUCUCUAAUGGGGAAUCCUAUUAUGCGGUAGAAAAUGCAUCUAGAUCUUAGACCCACAGGUCCCUGGUGUUCGUGACAGACCAGUGUUGAUGGGAUAUGGAGACCUCUUUUAUUACUUUGUGGUCUAGUGCGCUGUGAGGAAGUUUGUAACUUGUGGACUUAUUUGAAAAAACCCAGAAGAAAGAAAGAUGGCAGUACAUCAAACUGACGGUAUGCACAACGUGGUUUUAGUGGUACUUUAAAGUCUUCGUGUGUCCUGGUGUGAGAGAACAAAUCUCAACUUGAGAGCAUAUUUUUUUAAAUGCCGGCUUUCUGAACAGUGUAUUCAAAUUAAGAGACAUUCCAAUAAGUUUUGUUUAUUAAAAAAAAAAAAAGUUGUAUGGCUGUUUGGCACUUUAUGCUGAUUAUUGGUAAUUGACAUUUAUCACUGGAUUGUGUGUGGUUUUUAAGUAUUAAAAUAAAUUGUUAUUUUACAGGCAA
Messenger RNA from Myiozetetes cayanensis, 2376 nucleotides. It is a transcript of the gene OSR1, whose product is annotated as odd-skipped related transcription factor 1. The transcript is spliced from 4 exons. The record is from RefSeq and is a predicted model, not a curated record. Gene Ontology annotation, cellular component: nucleus. The coding region runs from base 495 to 1277 and encodes 260 amino acids. Gene Ontology annotation, biological process: regulation of transcription by RNA polymerase II; urogenital system development; embryo development. Lineage: Eukaryota; Metazoa; Chordata; Aves; Passeriformes; Tyrannidae. Gene Ontology annotation, molecular function: RNA polymerase II transcription regulatory region sequence-specific DNA binding; DNA-binding transcription factor activity, RNA polymerase II-specific.